AUGAAGUCAUUGCGAGCGGAUCCAUUCAGCUACACGCCCCUACCGCUCCCUUCUAGCAUACGCCUGCUUAAAAUAGAGCCAGGAAGCCCGACGGAUAUUGUGAGGUGUUCAAUCCGUUCGGUAGAUCUGAAAAAACCUCCCAGUUUCACGGCACUAUCUUAUUCGUGGAUGGAGGAUAAGCUAUGGAGUGUACGAGGCCGGGAUGCGGUGUUUGAAAAAUUGUCAGGCUUGUUCCUCCGUGCUCAAAUGCGCUGGAAAAUCCCUCAGCUGCUGAAUGCCUCAGAUACCGAUGGCGGUCGAGGCCUUCCAACCACUCAAACUAUCUUCUGCAACGGGAUGUCGGUCAAGGUCCAUGCGUCGCUUUACAGUGCGCUCUUGCAGCUUCGGAAAUGCCGCGUGGAUGAAGAAUACUGGAUCGACGCCAUCUGCAUGAAUCAAGCGGAUGAUCAAGAAAAGACACAGCAAGUACAGAUGAUGGGCCAGAUCUAUAGUGCGGCCCAAUUGGUCCUCGUGUGGCUUGGGCCGUCUCCGACAUACCUCGACCCGGGGUUCGCGCACCUCGAUUGCUUCAUUGACAAUGCCCUCUCCAAAUGGGUUGAUACCGCGAGUGCCAGUGACCCAGUGCCGACCAAGGUCAAAGAUGACGAACUUUUAACUGACCCCGAUUUUUUGGCCUUUCUGGCCUUGAUCCAUCUUGUCUCGCGCCGCUAUUUUCGGAGGACUUGGGUACUCCAAGAGACAGGGCUGGCUCGGAAAGUCACGUUCCUACUCGGCGAGAUUGAAUUUGGUCAAGAGAAGCUCCAGAGAUGCGUUGCUGUCGCCAAUGGCCCGCUUCUCGACCGGCCGAGCGCCCUGCCUUAUUUUCCCUCUGGGCUCAAGGCUGUCAUAUCUCCUUGGAUUGAGCGUGUAGAGAAAUUACCCAUCGCCAACGCCGGGGGUCAUGAGACUUCUAACCGUGGUGGAGACUGGUCUCUGCAUCAAUGGUUGAUGAUGUGUGCGGAGCGCAAGGCAGGAGACUCAAGAGAUAUGGUCUUUGCAGGCCUCUCUCUGAUCAGUCCUGAGUUCUUGCAUAUCCGUCAAGAUCUUCAGCUCUCCGAAUUUGGUCCUCCUCCACCGCUGCCACCUCGACCCUCCAAGCUACUAGAGGAUAAGGUCAAUAAUACCUAUUCUCUAACCCCCCCUCCGCCAGCCACAUUCAUCUUGAAUCAAGUGAGCCAUGACUCGUUGGGGGAGCCUAAUCCGCCGCUUUUACCACCUCGGCCUGGUUCGACUCUAAUAACACAGCCUAGUGAUGCCUCACCGCAGCAGAAACACUCGAUGGAUCAUACCAGGCUAUGGCCUAAGCUGCAGGUCGACUAUACUGCCUCGAUAAGACACGUUGCUCUCAACCUAGCUGCCUGCCUUUUGUCAGGCCAAGAUGCAGAUACUCUCUUAUCCAUAAGCUCUCAGUUCCAGGCUCGUAACGGCUCUCUUGGUAAAUACUGUCCCGAGGCGCCUUCAUGGAUACCCCCUUUGUCGCGAGGUAAACGAAUGUUUUCCCAAAGAAUAGAGAAUAUUGGCGGCCCAACCUCUAGUUUCUCUUCUGCGACCCAGCUUCGGGGUAUUCCUAUCAUCUCUGCAGACGGGUCUGCUUUGUAUCUCGACGGGGUGCGGCUGGGAAGAGUUGAGAAGAGGAUCGAUCCCCCCAACCAUAUCGAUAUUGGUGCGUGCACUUAUGAUGCCAAUUCUGACGGCGCCGACGACCUUUUAAGACUCGUCACAACAAUCAACAGCUUUCCACGCAAUUAUCGCGACACAGAUAUAUCUACACUUGCCGCGGUUGCUGACGUAUGUACUUUGGGCGUCCUAAGGUACGAUCCCAUGGGAUUCCAGAACAUCACGCAAGGCUUUUGCCUCUACAUUCAUGACAAGAUAAGAGAGACGGUAAAGCCCAAAAAGAAAGGAAAGCGAGAACAGAAGGAAACUGAUACAAGGGGACCCAAGAUGGAGACCGAAGUAAUGAAAGAGGUCCGAAUGAACAUAGAGGCAAGACGUGAGGAGGAACUUAAGAAUCAGAAGGAGCAGCUGCCUGGAGCGUACCGCGAUUUAAGGGAGGCAUACCCAGAGAUGCAGUGGCUGGAAGCAAGCACGAAGCUCGGUGAGGAGGAAAAGAGACUGCGCGAUCUCUUCUCUGCCCACUCAGCACUAGGGUCAAUGUUGAGUCCAUGGAGGAUGUUUACCACCGACACUGGAUACAUCGGGCUUGGGCCAACGGAAUUACGCCAGGGCGACGAGGUUGUGCUCAUUAAAGGGGCCAAUGUCCCGUACCUGUUCCGGCAUGCCGACGCUGCACUCAGAUGGCAGAUUGAGGACAUCAAGGUAAACCUAUUCCUCUUGGAGCAACAUAAAAGCUUGGAUGGCUUGGAGAUGGCAAAACAGGACCUCCGGGAUCUGGAGGCCCUGAUCGGGACAAAGGACGGGUAUGUACUUGUCGGGGAGGCAUACGUCGAAGGCAUCAUGGACGGCGAAGUCAUCUCGGAAUAUGUAGACCGUUUUGAACGGAUAACCGUCGUUUGA
This is a messenger RNA of Neoarthrinium moseri, 2556 nucleotides long. RefSeq lists its product as uncharacterized. NCBI's taxonomy places the organism in Eukaryota, Fungi, Ascomycota, Sordariomycetes, Amphisphaeriales, Apiosporaceae. The record is from RefSeq and is a predicted model, not a curated record. Bases 1 to 2556 code for a protein of 851 amino acids. The transcript has a single exon.